AGAGGUAACCUGGCGAGUGGCGAGCGGCGCUUCUCCCGUGCUGUGGCUCACGCUUUGGUACUGGAGGCCGAGACUCUUCUGGCGACGGCGACCUCUGCGGCGACGGCUGAGGCUCUCGGAGGAGUGGCAGAGUACGAUCUGGAGGAAGGGCUUCUGAUCAGCCCAGGUUCUAUCAUAAUGAAUGGAUCCAGUGUAGCAAAUACAUCACCUAAUAUAAAAUCCAAAGAGGAUCAGGGAUUAAAUGGGCACGAUGAGAAGGAAAACCCAUUUGCAGAGUACAUGUGGAUGGAGAACGAAGAAGAUUUCAACAGACAGGUGGAGGAGGAACUUCAGGAGCAAGACUUCUUAGACCGGUGCUUCCAGGAGAUGCUGGAUGAAGAAGACCAAGACUGGUUCAUUCCCUCACGGGACCUGCCUCAGGCAAUGGGACAGUUGCAGCAGCAGUUAAAUGGACUGUCCGUCAAUGAUGGUCACAAUUCUGACGAUAUUUUGAGCAAAAGUAAUCUGAACCCGGAUGCCAAGGAAUUUAUUCCAGGAGUGAAGUACUGAGCUGCAGAAAGUUUUGAGGAGAACUUGUAUGUCCCUCCACCUGGGGACAGUGCUGCACAGAGAGGCAGAGCUGAAGAAGGGGGCGG
Messenger RNA from Nyctereutes procyonoides (raccoon dog), 635 nucleotides. It is a transcript of the gene PAIP2B, whose product is annotated as poly(A) binding protein interacting protein 2B. Gene Ontology annotation, molecular function: mRNA regulatory element binding translation repressor activity. The coding region runs from base 178 to 549 and encodes 123 amino acids. The record is from RefSeq and is a predicted model, not a curated record. Gene Ontology annotation, biological process: negative regulation of translational initiation. NCBI's taxonomy places the organism in Eukaryota, Metazoa, Chordata, Mammalia, Carnivora, Canidae. Gene Ontology annotation, cellular component: cytoplasm. The transcript is spliced from 4 exons.